Entelurus aequoreus (snake pipefish) is the source of this 4784-nucleotide messenger RNA. Its product is annotated as thrombospondin-type laminin G domain and EAR repeat-containing protein-like. Bases 556 to 2730 code for a protein of 724 amino acids. NCBI's taxonomy places the organism in Eukaryota, Metazoa, Chordata, Actinopteri, Syngnathiformes, Syngnathidae. The transcript has 12 exons. Gene Ontology annotation, biological process: signal transduction. The record is from RefSeq and is a predicted model, not a curated record.
UAAAAACCAAUUACAAACAAAAAAUUCAAAAAACUUUUUUUAUAUAUAUAUUUGCAUAGAUUAUAUAUAUUAUUAAUGUUGUAAAUACAAAUCUGUAUAUAUAUAGAAAGGGUGGUCCUAAAGAGGUAGGCAUUUUUCAGAGGUCUUAAGAAGGUAACAAAUACAAGAAAAUGUGUGUGUGUGUGUAUGUGUGUGCGUGCGUGCGUGCGUGCGUGUGCUUAAAGGGGCGGGAAAAAGCAGGCGGAUGAGUGACAGGCUCAUUUGCAUGGCAGGCCCUUGAAAAAGGGCUCUGCAGGUGCACCACUCUCCUCACUCUCACAGACAUACAGACACACAUACACCAUCCGGAACAUUCUUGGCUCCUUCUUCGUUUUGUUUUUCCCCAACAGGACCGGACCGCUUGUUUUGUAUUUUUAUUUUUAUUUUGUUUAGAAUAAUGUGAAGAUGUUUUCUAUGAUCCGUUCGCAAAGGAAUUUCUCUCCAAGGGAUCAUCCCAUAUGGAAACACUUUGACAUGGAGACGUUUCCAGCGAACAACUACUGAAACCGUGCGGUGAUGUCAUCGCUGAUCUUCGUGCAGCUCCUUCUUCUAAGCCUGAGGGCCACCCACAUGACCUCUGACCUGAGGGCACAAUGUCCAGAUGUGGCUCCUCUGGACCUCCUGUCUCUUGUCCUUGAGAAGGACACCUCCAGACUCCUGCCAGGGGUGCACGUGAGAGCCUCCGGAGGUGUGAAGGGCGUACAAUUUUCCAGGCCUCAGGCUUCCUCUCACUUGCUGCUCAACUGCCAGCUUUUCCCCAAAGACUUUUCCAUCGUUGUGACGCUAAAAUUCGCUCGCUUCGCACACGAGAAGAGCGAGUACAUCUUUUCCUUGGUAGAGCCGAAAAGAGCAGAGCAAGGAUCCGAAGAGAAGGAGGACGAAAAGGGAAACAUUUUGCAAAAGACUACCGAUACGGACGUCACCAGAGAAGAACGUCGGCGUCUCGUCUUAGGACUGCGGCUCUCAAGGAACCGACUUUACCUGCACUUUAGAGGUCAACGAGGGGUCAUAGAGCAGUCGGCGUCCCGGGGCACCCGCCUGGCUGAUAACCGGUGGCACACUCUGGUUGUGACCAUUAGCGAUGGGCAAGUCAGGCUCACCGUGGACUGCGGCUUGCCACGGGAAUUCCAUUUCUCCAAGCCCUUCCCCUCAGACCUCAACUUCCAGGGUUCCAGAGUCCACAUUGGCAGUCGAGGCAGAUGGAAAGGCUUGUUUUCAGGCCUUUUGCGACAGUUGGUUCUGGUUCCGGGAUCAGAUGCCACCCGUCAGAUAUGCCCGUCUUCCCAUCCUCAACUGGCAGCUCUGUCUGUGCCGGUGAUGCUCCGGUCAGAUGUCAACGCCACUCGGAGGGAGCCUGGUGGUCACAUGACUCCCACUGGUACAGUCUAUACAUCGGUUUUAUUACGAUGCGCCCUCAACUUAUGUCUCUUAAAUCCUUGUCAACUCCCAGAAACCGAGGCCAGGGUGUCUGUGGGCUUGCAGCAGCCAUGCUCCGAGCUGCUUCAAGGCCAAAUGUGGUUUAGUUCGCUCGAGAAAAGUCUCUACGUUUGUGAUGGUACUUCGUGGAUCGUCAUGCUCGAGGCUCCUAAACGACUGGACUACGUUGUGGAACACCAGGUUCUCGCCACCAGCUCAGAGACACACGACAUAGAGGUAUUCCAGGUACCAGGCGUGGGCCUGAUGGCUGCCAUGGCUCACCGCUCCACAGCCUUUGGUUCCGCCGUGUACCAGUGGACGCAACAGAAAGGUUUCCAGCUGUAUCAGAACAUCAGCACCUAUGGAGCGUUGGCAUGGAGACAUUUCAACAUGGGCAAGAAGAUCUUUCUGGUGGUGUCCAACUCCGGGGCAGGCAACGACAUUAGCAGAGAAUCAGACAGCCCAGACGUUUCUGUUAUUUACAAGUGGAACAGAAGAAAAAAACUAUUCGUGCAGUUCCAGACCCUGCAGACCAACUGCGCACGGGACUGGGAGGCCUUUAAAAUCCAUCGACAAACAUACCUGGCAGUAGCCAAUCACAGAAUUGGUGAUAACAACCACACCAUAGACAGCGUGGUGUACAAGUGGAACAGGCCCACCAAGUCCUUCGAGGUUCAUCAGAAGCUGAGGACCUCAGGGGCCUACGACUGGGAGUUCUUUAUCGUUGGACCGUACCAUUUCCUGGUGGUGGCAAAUGCUUUCGAUGGAGUGACCACGUCUGUGGACUCCGUCAUCUACGUUUGGGUCGAUGGACACUUUCAGGUCUUCCAGACCAUUAAGACUUUCUGUGCCACCGACUGGGAGAUGUUCCAGAUCGGGAGAAGAGUUUUCCUGGUGGUUGCCAAUGGAAACAGGCUCCACAGUAACGGGCCCAGCGAGUACGCCAUCAACUCCACCGUAUACGAGCUGGACGUGAACGAGCGACUGUUUGUCCGCUUCCAGGAUAUUGUCACCUACAGCGCCGUGGACUGGGAGUUCUUCAGCCUCGGGGAGGAAUAUUUUCUGGUGGUUGCUAAUUCCUUCAACGGAGAGUCGUACUCUCUCAACAGCGUUCUUUACAGGUGGCAAGGUUACGAAGGCUUUGUCCCCGCCCAUUGGCUCCCAACCAUCGGCUGCAGUGACUGGGAGUUUUUCACCGCCGACGGAGAGUCUUAUCUGAUCUACUCCAGCGCCAAAGCGCCCCUCUCCAAAGUGUUCAGGCUGAAAAUGUACUAAGCUCCCGACCAUAUUUAUGCGUGUGUAUGCACGUCCCUCUCCCUAUAAAUAAGGCAGGGCAUGCAGCAUUCAUGUGUGUGUACGUGUGUAUGAGAGAGUUCCGGAAAAAAGUGUGGCGGUGUCAAGAGUGUAAAUGAGUUUCAAUACACCAAAAAUGUAAAUUAUUAAAAUAAGCUACUCUUAUUUUCUUUGCCAAAGAGAGCGCUGUUUUGCACACUAUCUGUUCAAAUCAGAUGUAUUUACAUUUACAUUAUUCCUAGCCCACCAUUGGUGGUAAUUGGCUGAACCCCACUCCUGGUGCAGGUUUAAUGAAAUGUACAGUAUGUAAGAGAGCAAAAAAAAUUACAAAAUAUUAUACACAUUCCUACAUACAAAUGGAUAUAUGAGCUUAUAGACCAGACCUGGGCAAAUUAAGGCCCGGGGGCCACAUGCGGCCCGUUAAGCUUUUCAAUCUGGCCCGCCGGACAUUCCCAAAUAAUUAUUUUCGAUCUUUAAGAUGGAAAGUGUAAGACCGUCUAUCAAGUAUUUCAAUGGUUGGAAUCUGCAAUUUUGCAUGAUAUACUAGUUACUAUGGUAAUGUAAUUAGUUACUAUGGUAAUCUAACUAGUAACUGAGUGUUUCCAGAGCGGCCGGCCUGAAAUGUGGGUCUCAGGGACACACACGGAAGGAGAUUUUUACAACAAAGUUCUAAAGCUUAGUGAUGUAUCAGAUAUAUUAGAUCUGGGGUGUCCAAACUUUUUCCACUGAGGGCCGCACACUGACAAAUCAAAGCAAGCGGGGGCCAUUUUGAUAUUUUUUUAUUUUAAAAACCAAUACAAUAUAUGUAUAACAAAUAUACAUCCAGGCCUCCACUCAGGCUUGAUCCCGGGGACCCCAAAGGGUUUUGGUCAAAAAAAUAUAAAAAAUGUGUCAUUAUUCAGUAUUAUUAUUUUUAUUAUUAUUCAAGUUUUAAAUUUCUAGAUCAACAUUAGGUCUAUUUGUCAAUAUAAUGUUUUUAAAGAUUUAAGUUGUAUGCUCUUUUUGUCAAAGAAAACUCUUGUUUUUUUAUGGAAAAAAUACAAAAUAUGCAAUAUUUUCCCCCAAUAAUUUUUUUAAGUGGAAUAUUUGAGACUAUAUAAUAAUUUGAGCCUUAAAAAGGUCAAUAACUCAUAACACUAUUGAUUUUAAUUCAUUAUUAUUUUUUGAGCAAUGACACUUAAAAACAAAUCACACUAAAAUUAUUGGGGAUCCAAAAGGGUCCUACUCAUUAAAGUGUUAAAAAAAUAAAUUAUACAUUUUUUUUACUAGAAAGAAACAGCCUGCAUGGCAGCUUUGUGUUGUUAGAGUAAACAUUGCAACAUUUUCUUGUUACAUUUCACCUGUUUGCUCUUUUAUACCACUUUUUACGUUUAAAACAUUUUUCAAUCGUAUUUUUAAAAUGUGCCGUGGGGCCGUUAAAAAAUGACCUGCGGGCCUCAAAUGGCCCCUGGGCCGCACUUUGGACACCCCUGUAUUAGAUUGUAGGUGGAUUUAUUUUUGUUUUUUCGUGUUCAUAUUUCGCUAUGUUUGUUGCGUUUCGCUUGAUUGUAAAAUAUGUGGAUGGAGAGGGGGUGUGACGUUCAUAUGUUGUCAAUUUUCAGUGUUUUAUCCUUCAUAGUUAAUAUUGUAAAUCCCACAUUCUUUAUUUUCAUGUACAUUCUGGGUGUCUCAUUCAGUAAAAAAAAAUGUAAAAUUCCAUUCCGUUCUUUAAGGUGUUCUGUCAUAACGUUUUUAGCAUUCAAUCAGACAUUAUUGUGAGGUUUUGUAUUAGUGUUCCUAAAAAUAAGAUAUACCGGCCCCCAGACACAUUUUUUUCUCCAAAUUUGGCCCCCCGAGUCAAAAUAAUUGCCCAGGCCUGUUAUAGAAUAUUCCGUUUACAUAAUAUCAACUUGACAAAUGGUUCCACAAUUGCACACAUAAGUCCCGAUAUUAUUAACUAUGUAUAUAUAAUAUCUCACCUGUCCCAAAUGUUGGUAUUUGUGUUGUAUUGAUCCACUGUGUGAUGCUGCUGCACUUUUUUUUUUUUUUUUUUUUUA